This is a messenger RNA of Limulus polyphemus (Atlantic horseshoe crab), 1505 nucleotides long. RefSeq names its product enoyl-[acyl-carrier-protein] reductase, mitochondrial-like. The record is from RefSeq and is a predicted model, not a curated record. Gene Ontology annotation, biological process: fatty acid metabolic process. NCBI's taxonomy places the organism in Eukaryota, Metazoa, Arthropoda, Merostomata, Xiphosura, Limulidae. Gene Ontology annotation, molecular function: trans-2-enoyl-CoA reductase (NADPH) activity. Gene Ontology annotation, cellular component: mitochondrion.
ACGAAUUACAAUUUACGGUGUAUGAUCUGUUUAAGAACUUUUGUCGUCCUUUUAUUAAAGUUUAUGUUAGUGGCGCUCUUGGUCAAUAUGGCGACCUUUAUUGUAAGAUGUGGUGUAAGUCAAUUAGAUAAUCAGCUCUCUAAAAUAGGAUUUACUUUUUUUUCUAAAAGUAGCUCUUCAAAGUGUUAUCGUAUACAUACUAGACUUAAUAGUUAUGCGCUUCAAUAUAACCAAUAUGGUGAUCCCAUCAAAAUGCUGCAAAAAAUAGAAAUCCCGACUACUAGAGAAGGGCUCAAGUCAACAGAAGUCGAGUACAAAAUGCUGGCUGCACCUGUUAACCCUGCAGACAUAAAUAUGAUUCAGGGUACUUAUCCCGUCAAACCUCCUUUACCUGCUAUUGGUGGGAACGAAGGUGUUGCCCAAAUUGUUAAGGUUGGCUCUGAUGUUAAAGGUCUACAUGUGGGAGCUUGGGUAAUACCAGAAUCUUCUGGCUGGGGAACAUGGAGGACUCAGGGAGUAUGUGAUCAGAAAGAGUUAUUGGCUAUUACAAAUGACAUUCCUGUCCUAAGUGCUGCCACCAUUGCGGUAAACCCUUGCUCUGCCUACAGAAUGUUGAAUGAUUUUGGUGAGCUACAGCCAGGGGAUACAGUUAUUCAGAAUGGAGCCAAUAGUGGAGUUGGCCAAGCAGUGAUUCAGAUUGCCCACUAUCUUGGCAUUCACACCAUCAAUGUGGUUCGCAACAGAGAAAACCUUCAGGAGUUAAGGGAUCAGUUGGUGAAAUUAGGAGCAGAUUAUGUAAUUGUAGAAGAGGAACUUAGAUCUCAAGUUAUGGAUGACAUUUUCAAGAAAAUUCCCAAACCCAAACUUGCACUUAAUUGUGUUGGUGGAAAUGCCCUGGAAAUGAUGCGACAUCUUGCAAAAAGAGGAUCCAUGGUGACGUAUGGUGGAAUGUCUCGUCAACCUGUUACCGUACCAACCAGUGCACUGAUCUUUAAAGAUACACGAAUCCUUGGUUACUGGAUGACUCAGUGGAACAUAGAACACCCUGACAGUCCUGAGCGAAGGAAAAUGUUAGAUUUUGUCUGUGACCUAGCUCGAAAGGGUGCGCUUAGGCCACCUAACAGUCGAUUAGUACCAUUUCGAGAUUACAAAGAAGCAAUUGAAAAGGCCAUGGCACCGUUUGUUAGUCAAAAGCAGGUGUUAGUUAUGGAAUAAAUAUUCUAGCAAUUAAACAGCAUUUUGUAACUUAGUUUAUCUGUAUUUGUGCUGAUCAUAACGAUUAAUUUAUGAAAAUGUCUUACUUAUAAUGUAGACUUGAAACACCAAUAAAUGGGAUCAGCUGUAAAGAAUGUAGUUUAUUUUUUGCAUAUUUCUGUAAGAUUCAAAUUUGUUACUGUCCAUUUUAAUAUAAUUUACAUCUUGUUUUAAACAGUGCUCUUUUUGUGGCAUUUGAACCAAAGAAAAAGUAUUUGCUGUUAUGAUUUAAGUAAAAGCCAUAUUUGUUU